This is a messenger RNA of Amphimedon queenslandica, 336 nucleotides long. RefSeq names its product superoxide dismutase [Cu-Zn]-like. The annotation marks the transcript as partial. The transcript has 3 exons. Gene Ontology annotation, molecular function: copper ion binding. The record is from RefSeq and is a predicted model, not a curated record. Gene Ontology annotation, biological process: superoxide metabolic process. Lineage: Eukaryota; Metazoa; Porifera; Demospongiae; Haplosclerida; Niphatidae.
GUGACUGGCAAGGUCUCAUCUCUAGCUCCUGGGGAUCAUGGUUUCCACAUUCAUCAGUUUGGAGAUUAUGCAUCUGGUAAAAGAGAGGGAGGGGAAGGAAAGAGAGAGAGAGGGAGAGUAGAGGCAAUUUUAGUUUUCUUAAUUACAAGUUGUAAAUGUCACAGAUUGCAUGUUUGUUGUAUUGAAGCCCAGUACAUGAUCACCACAUGUACAGUACAUGCUGAUCCUGAUGAUCUUGGUAAAGAUGGUCAUCCUGACAGUCUAACUACUGGUCAUGCUGGAGCUCGUCUGGCCUGUGGGGUGAUUGGUAGCACCAAAUUACAAUAAACAACAACA